UGCAACUGCCCUAGAAAAAAGACACAUCUACAGAGCAUUCAGUGAAUCGACAUUCUUGCAACUGCUUUAUCAAUGGAUCGUUGGACAGGAAAAGUUGCUGUUGUUACCGGUGCCGCAGGUGGUAUUGGAUCAGCAGUGGUUGAACAACUACUAAACGAAAAUCUAAAGGUUGCGGCAGUUGAUAACAGUUCAACGAGAUUAAACGAAUUAAUCAAAAAAUUUGAAAACAAAACUAAAAGUUUGCACACUUACGCAGUUGACGUAACCCAAGAUGAAGAAGUUGUGAAGUUUUACCAAGAACUUACUGAAAGUUUAGGUCCUGUUCACAUCUUGGUCAACUGUGCUGGAGUUAUUCGUCAAGAUACACUAAUUGACGGUAAAACAAAGAACUGGAAGAUCGUUCUCGACACAAACGUCUUGGGAUUGUGUAUAAUGACAAGAGAAGCGGUCAAAAUUAUGAGAGAGAACGAAAUUGAUGGUCACGUCGUUCACAUUAGUAGUGCUGCUGGUCGUAAUGUGCCUGACUUUCCAGAAAUGAACGUUUACCCAGCUUCCAAAUUUGCAGUAAGGGCAUUAACUGAAAGCUAUCGUCAAGAACUGAAUCGUUUUGGUCUUAAGAUAAAAGUUACUUGUAUUUGCCCAGGAAAAGUCAAUACUUUAAUUGUGAAAACUGAUGUAGCAUAUGAUAAAGCGGUUGAAGAGAUGCCUAGUUUAGAACCUAGAGAUAUCGCAAAUUCUAUCCUCUACGUUCUUUCGACUCCACCACAUGUUCAGGUACAUGAAAUAUGUAUUAAACCUGUUGGAGAAACAUUCAGCUGAGCUAAGAACACAUUUAUCGUUAAAUAGGUGGACCCCUAUUUUAUUUUACUAAUAAAAACUAUACAAUGUUU
This is a messenger RNA of Zophobas morio, 890 nucleotides long. Its product is annotated as farnesol dehydrogenase-like. Bases 73 to 819 code for a protein of 248 amino acids. Gene Ontology annotation, molecular function: oxidoreductase activity. NCBI's taxonomy places the organism in Eukaryota, Metazoa, Arthropoda, Insecta, Coleoptera, Tenebrionidae. The transcript is spliced from 5 exons. The record is from RefSeq and is a predicted model, not a curated record.